AUGACCUCUUCAACCAUGGCUCAUCAGCAACCCAAAAUUAGGGCUGUGUUCUUCGACUUCAUGGGCACAUGCCUUAACUGGCAUGCCAGCGUUCUGAAGUGUCUGCCCUCGGCAAUUCCCAAAGACGAAGCUUCGACAUUCGCCCUGGAAUGGCGCAGGCAAUACUUUAUUGAAAUCUCCGAGCGAUAUCAUAGAGGCCUCCAACCUGAGGACGUUGACAUCACAUUUGCGCGCGUCCUCAACAAUCUCCUCGAGCAAUCUCCGAAGCAUGCCACUCAUUUCAACCCCAGUGUCAAAGCAAGUUUGAUCGAAGCCUGGCAUUCCCAGCCCGCCUGGGCUGAAGUCCCAGAAGCCAUUCAGAAUCUCCGCCAAGAUCUCGGCCUUGAAGUCUUUGUACACGCUAACGGUACAACACGACUGCAACUGGACCUUGUCCGGUUUUCGGGACUCAGCUUUAACAUGUUGUUCUCCAGUCAACUCUUGGGAGUCUACAAACCCAGUCCGGAUGCAUAUAACAAGGCUCUGGAGUUGGUCCAACUCAAGCCAGAGGAGGUAGUGUUGGUCGCUGCUCAUGCGUAUGACCUGCGCGGGGCUAAGAAGGUCGGCAUGAAAACCGUCUAUGUGCAUCGGUGGACUGACGACGUGGACGAGGAUAUGGAGAAGGUCAAGUCAGAAUUCAAUGCUUUUCUGGAAGACAUGACGGAUCUUCCCAACGUUAUAGCGAGUCUCUGA
Messenger RNA from Colletotrichum graminicola M1.001, 732 nucleotides. Its product is annotated as haloacid dehalogenase. NCBI's taxonomy places the organism in Eukaryota, Fungi, Ascomycota, Sordariomycetes, Glomerellales, Glomerellaceae. The transcript has a single exon. The coding region runs from base 1 to 732 and encodes 243 amino acids. The record is from RefSeq and is a predicted model, not a curated record.